Messenger RNA from Pseudovirgaria hyperparasitica, 1654 nucleotides. RefSeq lists its product as uncharacterized. The record is from RefSeq and is a predicted model, not a curated record. Bases 201 to 1484 code for a protein of 427 amino acids. Lineage: Eukaryota; Fungi; Ascomycota; Dothideomycetes; Acrospermales; Acrospermaceae. The transcript is spliced from 2 exons.
UGCGCGACCGUCAGCUUGGGUAGCAAUGCAUGAAGCAGCUCAUAGUUGUGUCUGUCACCUCCAUAUAUCUUCGAGUCCCUCGACGUACAUUUGACGAAACAUGUAUCAGCACAGUUUCAGACAAAUCGACACGCUUAACAAAAGGUUCCCGUGGCUUCUUUCUACUGGUAUAUCCGAGUUGUCUUAUACUCUCAUGAAAAAUGUCCAGAGUUAGCCUUGACGAUCGUCUCAACACCUUGGCUCCUACUGAAUACAUCUCGCCAAUAUGGUUUAAGAUUGUGGACUUUGUCAGCAGUGAGAAAACCUUACGAGACCGUUACAAGAGUACUGUCUGGCUUUUUGAUCUGCUCGAGAUUAUUCCCCCAAAACAAAGAACAAGUGAGACUCUGGGUGGCAUACGAGCUCAAUUUAACCAGGAUCCAAACUUGGUCAUGAAACGGAUCGUAGCCUUUGCCGAGGACUUACACCUCCAAGAGGUCUCUCGCAGGACUUUGAAGUCUAUUGAGGGAGCUGAUAUCAAGUUUUGGGAAGACCUUGGAACUCGUCUAGCAGGGUAUUCGACAGAUCUUGUGGAUAACACAAGGGAAGCUCGCUGGAAGACCAUCAUGACUGAGUCGUGGACUACGCACACUUCAUCGGACUCUUCCUCGAUGGGCUUCAAGGUCUCCCAAAAUGCUAUCAGAUUCAUGGAAAGUCACGCUCAAGAGUACGGUCGGCUGACCUAUUUCGCAUCUGAUAUACAUUGGAAAACAUACCUACAUAAACAAUUCGCGGAACUGAAAGACAGAGGAUAUGAUUCGCUAAUCGAACGACUCUCAGAAAUAUUUUGGAGGUCUGAUCUCAAGGAAUCACCAGCUACGAAGCUAGAGAUCCAAUUCCGAACCAAUCUUUGUAGACUGGCUGAGGCUAUCACAGGACAGAGAGAUGUCAACAGCCAUCUCGAGGCAAUCAAGAUCUUAUGGGACUCAUGUGAAGCUCGUUCACGAUACACAGACCUGUAUAAAAGGAUCUCAGACCAGGACACAACAAUAGCAGAACAGAGGCGAAUCAUCACCUGUCUGAACUACCGGCACGCUUUGGAAAAACUAGGGACAUGGAAAAAGCUCUGGACAGCAGCAGUACAGGCAGAAGCUGAUCAGCUGUGGACUGAACGAUCGGCGAACUCACAGACCGAGCGCCAUCUCACCCCGGUCCUCAAAUAUCAAUUCGAGACUUGGUACAAGUACACCAAGCCAAAGCCAACACGGAGCCCACAGCUAAAUGAUUACAUGGCAUGGCCUGGUUAUGUCCGAGGUCUGGGCUUCUUUGGUGACCUCAGUAACGACAUCCACAGACAUGGGAGCGAGUAUGAGUUCAGCAAGACUCAGUGGUUAAAGACAGAUCAAGUGAUCCUUGAGCUGAUCAAGCCGAAGCAGGCCCCGGGACAGGACGUCGACUGGGCCAAUGAAGUGGCGCGCAUAUCAAAGGGAACUCCUAAUACUUAGAUGUCAGUGCCGACUAACCUUGCUGGAUCGAUAGUCUGUUAGUACUACCAAGCCAUGUCGAAACGAAGAAUCCAAAUGACGUUUCCACGCUGUCUAGUCCUGUCACGUACCUAGAUCAAUCUUCUUGAUACUCGACGCUGAUGAUGUGCAGAUUUGCAUUAACGCUGUCC